Messenger RNA from Sphenostylis stenocarpa, 1371 nucleotides. Lineage: Eukaryota; Viridiplantae; Streptophyta; Magnoliopsida; Fabales; Fabaceae. The record is from the annotation of a GenBank genome assembly.
AUGAGGGGUUUGAAUCAAUUAGGGGCAGUUGAGACCAUCUACGAGGAAGAAUGCGAGUUUUCCUCAACCUCUUCUCCUUCCCCUACGCCGUCAUUUUCCUCUUCUCCUGCGUCCCUUCACUCCAGAGUAAAGGCCUGGUCUCUGAAAAUUGGCCGUGAUACAGAUGUCUUGGUUCGUGUUCAAGGAGUAUGUUUUCGUCUCCACAAGGACCGUGUGGUUUCACAAAGCUCAUACCUAAAACGCCGUCUAACCGAAACUUCGGACCUCACUAUCUCUCCCCCGUUAAACAUAACUGCGGACACCUUCGCCGCCGUAGCCCAUUUCUGUUACAAUGCCAAAGUCCAAAUGACGCCGGCAAACGUCGCCGUCAUCAGAAUGGCGUCGGAGAUGCUGGGAAUGACGGCAGCUGACGGCCUGAGCCACGUGGCGGAAAUGCGGUUCUGGGAAGUCGUUUGCAAUAACCCAGAGCAGGCGUUAACGGUUCUCCGUUCGUGCAUGCCUUUACUUCCCGAGGCUGAAACGACGGCGUCUCUUGUUAGCAGAUGCAUUGAAGCGCUUGUUUCAGUUCACCGCAUUACUCGUUUAAAUGAGGUGAAUGAAAUGCAGCCUCCACAUUUUCAAAUUGUGGUGGAAUCAAUGGGAAGAAGGUUCGAGAAUCACGACGUGGUGUACAAGAUGGUUGAUUCGUAUCUUCAGGAAAACAAGUUUGCGAAAGUACCGGAGGAAGAGAGAAGUGGAAUAUGCAGUUGCAUAGAUUGCACGAAGCUCUCGAGUGGGGCCCUGUUAGAGUGUGUUCAAAACCCUAGAAUGCCCUUGAGAUUGGUGAUGCGAGCGGUGCUGGUAGAACAUCUCAACACUCGCCACUCCAUCGCUAUGGCAAGCUCUCAAGUUCAACGUCAUCAACUCCGACUCGAGAGUAACGUGGGACGACAACGACGUCGCUCCAUGACGCUCGGUGACUUCAUCCAUCGCGACGCGGCGCUGCGGCAAACGGAGCGACUGAAGACAGUGAUGGAUUCCACGAAUGAGCGCAUUCGAAGCCUGGAAGAAGAGGUGAGGUGCAUGAACAGAGUGUUGAGGGAAUGUGAAGGGAAGGAGGUGGAAGAGGAGAGGGGUGUGUUGGGGUCAGAGCGUUCGGCGAGUUUCCAUUUUGUGCCGGUUGAGAAUGGUAGAGUGAAGAAGGGGGAACGAUGGUCGAGUUCGUCUUCGAGAAUUGAGUUAGAUGGGAGAAUGGAAGAGCAUCAGGGGAAGAGGUCUUCUUUCUCUGUGGAUGUUGGGCGAGUGAACCCGAAGACGAACGGGACUUUUAGGCAGAGGUUCAUGAUUGGACUCAAGAAUGCGUUUAGGGUGCCAAAUUCAGCUUCAACUUGA